Messenger RNA from Fusarium redolens, 1151 nucleotides. RefSeq lists its product as uncharacterized. The transcript has a single exon. Gene Ontology annotation, cellular component: nucleus. Gene Ontology annotation, molecular function: DNA-binding transcription factor activity, RNA polymerase II-specific. Gene Ontology annotation, biological process: regulation of transcription by RNA polymerase II. The record is from RefSeq and is a predicted model, not a curated record. Bases 357 to 1037 code for a protein of 226 amino acids. Lineage: Eukaryota; Fungi; Ascomycota; Sordariomycetes; Hypocreales; Nectriaceae.
GUCACUAACUUGUUUGAGCUUGACAACAUUCACACUGUGCCUUGGGCAGUUCUCAAAGAAGCCGCCUAUACUGAGAAUGGAAACAUCCAUUGGUCACUUUUACGGGAAUAUUGAAUAGUCUAAGCCGGAAAGAGCCUCAGUUGCAGAGCAAUAUCAUAUCAUAAUUGUUCGUAGAAGAAGAGUCGAGAAUUGAUGAUAGUGACCAGGGUGAUCCUGGCUGAUUCAUAUCCCCGCAAACCUUAAGCCACCCACAUCACUUAAUCACAUCUCCUCUCUUGGUAUCAACUUGAACUCUAUCAAACAAAGGGCCAAAGACUCAAGACCGAAGACUAAGACUGGCAACUAACAACUCUACCAUGGCUGCUUGCACUACCUGCAACCAGGAAGAACCUACAGUCCAGCUUAAGCGGUGUGCCAAGUGUUCCACCACGCCAUACUGCUCUCGCGAAUGUCAAAAGACCGACUGGAAAGCCCACAAGAAGAUCUGUGGAAAGCAGGCAGACUCAUUUGCUGAUUCCAACGUCCAUGAUCCAGACGAAAUGAGCCAGUCCCCGAAGAAGGGACUGGAAAAGUCUGUUCCCAACCCCUUUACUCGUCUCGAUAACGGCACUUACUUGCAAAACCGUCCUGAGAAAGACGUCUAUCGACUCCUGAUUGACACAUAUCGCCUCCGUAUGGACGAUAUGUACAACCUUGAAGGUCAAGCAGAUGGAGACAGUCUCUACGGCGGCGCCCCAAACGGACUUCGGGGUUUUCAACGUUUCUUGCGACAGGCGUCAGUUCGAAGAGGAGUACUUCCUUCAUGGUGGACACCAGAGAAGCAGCAAGAGUGUGAGAACUUAGGAAUGGACUUGAGUCAGUGGCAGAACUUGAAGACGACGACGAGCAAGCAGGAGAUCAUUGACUACUAUGGAGAUCCUCGUUUCCCUAUGCAGUUGCGUAUGCUUGGAGAGGCUGUGUAUCUGAGUGCCCCUGGAGGAGGCGAUGGUUCACAGAUGAGAAAGAUGAUGGCUGCGAUGGAGGGAGGUGGACUGUAAUGAAUAGAGAUGUCCAUGAUAGAUGCUUCGUCAUUCCGUCACUGAAGGGUGUUAGAACACAUCUGCAUCCAAUGUUCUGCAAAAGUUGUAGAUGGCAUACGUCUCAUUAGGUCA